GCACAAACAUGCGUAAUGAGACUCUGGACAAAAGAAUUUGCACCUUCAAUGCCAGGCUGGCUCGAGGACAUAAAUGCCUGUAUCCUCUACAAACGUACAACUGAUCCGCUUAGCGUCAGCCCACAGCACAGCCUCCUAGUGAGACUCUCCCAUACUGACCUGCUGCUGACUCCUGCCCUGUUCCUGUACCUGGUCCUGCUGGUCCUGCUGCAAUGGUUGUGCGAUGCGUACCUGCCUCUGUUCCUCGGUGUUGGCUUCACCAGUGCUGCCUGCUGCUUUGUCUUGGGAAGGGCCACCCAGAGGAGAUUGCUCCCUGUGGCAGGGAAAGCCAUCUUCAUCACAGGGUGUGAUUCUGGCUUUGGAAAAGAGACUGCACGCCACUUGGACUCCAUGGGCUUUAAAGUAUUUGCCAGUGUGCUUGACUUGGAGAGCUCUGGGGCCAAAGAGCUCCGGCAGAGUUGCUCACCCAGACUCACACUGCUGGAGAUGGACUUGACUAAAACAGAGGAUAUCCAGAGAGCCCUGCAACUCAUACAGACCCAGACAAAAAGCACGGGGCUCUGGGGCUUGGUGAACAAUGCUGGAUUCAAUGACACCAUUGCCGAUGCUGAGCUCUCCCCGCUGUGCAAGUUCCGCAUCUGCAUGGAAGUGAACUUCUUUGGCUCCCUUGAGCUCACCAAAGGCCUCCUGCCCUUGCUCCGCUCUUCCGCUGGGAGGAUUGUCACCAUCAGUAGCCCAGCAGGUGAUAUGCCAUACCCCUGCUUAGCAGCAUAUGGUGCAUCGAAAGCUGCCCUUGGCCUCCUUAUGGAUACUUUCCGGAGUGAGCUUCAGCCCUGGGGCAUAAAAGUGAGCUUGAUCCUACCUGGCUACUUCAAAACGGGUACAACUUGUGACCUUCAGUUCUGGCACCUCAAGAAGCAGCAGCUCCUGGCCAGCCUGCCCACUGAGCUGCUACAGGCCUACGGAGAAGAGUAUAUUGAGGAAAUCAACAGGCAGUUUGUUAAAUUCAUGAAGGUGGCUGUGGAGGAUUUGAGCACUGUAGUGACCAGCAUCACAGAUGCCCUCAUCUCAGCCAACCCGGCAACGCGGUAUUACCCCGGGCAGGGGCUUGGGUUCAUGUAUUUUAUGCACCACUAUCUGCCUUACUGUAUCCGUGACUUCUUCCUCAAAGGUUUCUUCAUAAACCACAAACUGCCCAGAGCACUGGAGCCAAAACCACAGAACAAUGCCAAGAAAGAAUGACCUUCACUCACAGGUUGGGGGAGGUGGUUUAAGCCAUCUUAGGGAAUAGAUGGAGAGUCAGGAAAUUUUCUCACUUUAUUUUCCUAGGCACCAAAUUCAUUAGAGGAGCAUGAGAGGAAGUGCAUGCAGGAGCGCGCGUGUGUGUGUGUGUGUGCACGUGUGUGUACACGUAUGUCAGAACAGCCUCUCAUGUUGCUUGUGUGUGUUAUGUAGAGCCAAUCAGCACCAGUUGUAAACCAAAUUGCUUUCUCCGAAUCAAAUGGACAAAGAUAUAUUUUCUACUGUGUAAGAAUCAGAGUGCCCUGGAGACCUUGUUUUGUAUUUUUCUAAUUGUGUGCAUGUGUUUGUAUGUGUGUCUCAUGAAAAGGCCAUGAUUGGUAUUUGGAUCAUAUGGGUUUUCCUGCCCCUUGCAAUGUAAUGUACCUCAAAAAUUUUUCUCAGCUAAGUGAAAUUUUCCUUUGCUGUUACUGGGUCUGUAAGCAUUAAUCUCUAUUGUCUCUUGACUGGCUCAAGAGCUUUAGCCUUUAUCUGCUAAUGUUCGAAACCUGGGCCAUGCCACUUGUUACACUGCACUCCGGGACCCAAGAGGCCCUGACUAUGGUAUUCCAUGUCUUCAUGAAUUUUGGCUGGGACUUCAGUGGCUAAGUCUAGAUUACAUGGUCUGCAGGUCUCUCCACAUGAUGAACGAUGUGAUUGUCACUUUUUAAAUAAAUUGGAUAAUUGUAUUUCCA
Molecule: messenger RNA, 1973 nt
Organism: Alligator mississippiensis (American alligator)
Lineage: Eukaryota; Metazoa; Chordata; Crocodylia; Alligatoridae
Gene: HSD11B2
Product: hydroxysteroid 11-beta dehydrogenase 2
Exons: 6
Coding region: 16-1242 (408 amino acids)
Molecular function (GO): oxidoreductase activity
Source: RefSeq, a predicted model, not a curated record